UGUAUUAGCCAUAUGUGCCUAGUUUUUGCUCUAUACAGGCUUCCUUAUUCACUUAGAUGUUUUUUGGCGUCUUUAGAUUGUGGUUUCUUCCUUAUUUUACUCGUAUUUUUCUCAACCUCUGUUUCUAAUGUAUUGCAAUCGGCACCUAUUAUUAGCUGUCAAAUAACUAUUUGUUUUGUCAACAUGAUAUCACUUUUACUCCUUUUAAUAUUUAUAACCAGAAUUACCGAAUAUGAACGUAAAUCUGAAGCUUCGUGUAAUGUUGCAUUUAAAAAUGAAGAAAGAGAUGUUCAGCUUAUGCAAGAUAUUAAUAGAUUAUUAAUUGACAACAUUCUCCCUCCUACUGUUGCUCACAAGUUUCUCUCACACGAUCGAAACACUGAUGAACUUUAUGCCCGCGAUCAUGAUAAUGUUUGUGUUAUGUUUGCUUCAAUUCCCAACUUUAAAGAGUAUUGGAGUGAAUGUGACCAUACUAGAAAAUUGGAGUGUCUCAGAUUAUUAAAUGAAAUUGUUUGUGAGUUUGAUAAGUUGUUGUCAAAGCCAAAGUUUAGCUGCAUUGAGAAAAUCAAAACUGUUGCAAGUACUUAUAUGGCUGCUGCAGGAUUGACUGACUCUGACAAUGCUGAUAACAGUAUUGUCGAGUUUGCACAGGCAAUGGCUUCUGUAUUGGAUCAACUAAACAUCGACUCGUUUCAGAAUUUUGAACUUCGUAUAGGUAUAAAUGUCGGCCCAGUUGUUGCUGGUGUUUUAGGGCAAAAACCUCAAUAUGAUAUUUGGGGUAAUUCUGUUAAUAUUGCCAGUCGAAUGGAUAGUUCAGGAGUUAUUGGUUAUAUUCAAGUAAAUGAAGAAACUAAACAAAUUUUAUCAAAAAAGAAAUCAGAUUAUCCGUGGAUUCAUAGAGGAGAAAUUAAUAUAAAGGGAAAAGGGCCAAUGAUCACUUAUUUACUCAAACUUUCUCGGAAAAACAGAAUUAAUUUUUAUAAAUUAAUUUAA
Molecule: messenger RNA, 993 nt
Organism: Meloidogyne enterolobii
Lineage: Eukaryota; Metazoa; Nematoda; Chromadorea; Rhabditida; Meloidogynidae
Source: the annotation of a GenBank genome assembly